AUGUCAGGAGGUGCGAGUGAUAUGUGUCCUUUCAUGAUGGGCUCCGAGCGUCUGGUGGACCCCCAAGAUGAUGCAGCUCUUUGGGUUACUGUAGAAUUUCCCGAAGCAAUGGAGCUUACACAUAGUGACGAAGAGGUGAUGGAGUUUGUUGUUCAGCAGGUUGAAAGCCACAAGGUCAAGAUUUCCACUCACGCACAACAUUAUCAGAGAUCCUUGUGUCUCUCGCUACCAGUCGUUGGAGUCUCCAGUUAUGAGGAACACAAUGAUGCAGUCAUGGCUCAGGCUAAGACUUUGGCGCUCUGGUGGCUUGCAGAAAUCCAAGCACACAGGGUUCAGCUGGACCGGAAUUUGAUUUUCCCUUAG
This is a messenger RNA of Penicillium verrucosum, 363 nucleotides long. RefSeq lists its product as uncharacterized. The transcript has a single exon. Lineage: Eukaryota; Fungi; Ascomycota; Eurotiomycetes; Eurotiales; Aspergillaceae. The coding region runs from base 1 to 363 and encodes 120 amino acids. The record is from RefSeq and is a predicted model, not a curated record.